This is a messenger RNA of Drosophila innubila, 1588 nucleotides long. RefSeq lists its product as uncharacterized. The coding region runs from base 188 to 1528 and encodes 446 amino acids. Gene Ontology annotation, biological process: regulation of transcription by RNA polymerase II. The transcript is spliced from 3 exons. Lineage: Eukaryota; Metazoa; Arthropoda; Insecta; Diptera; Drosophilidae. Gene Ontology annotation, cellular component: nucleus; transcription regulator complex. The record is from RefSeq and is a predicted model, not a curated record.
CUUUCAGUUAUUCGCCGAUAAUUGAUGUCAAAGGACGCAGUUGUGCUUCGCGUUCGCUGCUGUCGUCGCCGCCGUCGUCGUCGUCGUCGCCACCAUCGCCUCCAGUUCCAUACCGCAACAGCAUCCACAUCCACAUUUGCAUCCACAUUCACAUCCACAAUCGCAUCAACAUCCACAUCCUGUCGCCAUGCCCAAGGAGGAUCCAUUCGUAAAUCGUGCACAGCUGUUAAAGGCCAUCAAAAAGUAUCCAGAGAUUUGGGAUUCAAACAACAAGCUGCACUUGUGCCGCAGCGUCACUUCGCCCAUGUGGAACGAGAUCGCCGAACAGUUUGGCGGUCAUGUGCCUACAGUGAAAUUGCAGUCAAUUUGGAGCCAAAUGAAGUAUCAUUAUCAUAACUUGGUGCAUCGUCAGAUCCUGCACAAGGAGCGCUUCAAUACCAAAUGGGAACACUUUGAGCCCAUGUCCUUUAUGUACAACAUAACCGUGGCCAAGAUUGUGGGCGCCCAAUCUAGCGCUGCCAGCUCUGAGACAGCGCCCCCUGCCGGCGAAUCGCCGUUGCAAGUGGGAGGAUCACCUUCAACGUUGCCGCCACCUCCAUUGCCAAGUGCCUCACAUGGACGGGGUCGUCCAAGCGGCAGCUUCAGUUGGUUGCAGUCAACUGCCACGACGACGCCUUCAACUCCACCGUCCACGACAGAGUUGCCACAUCUGAUCGCGCAGCCGCCCGCACAUGGAAUGAACUAUACCGCCUUCACCGGACUCGUGCCUCCGGCUGCUGUCACCGUGGAGGCAACGACCACGCCCCCUCGCAAACUGGGCCGGCCCAGUUCGUUGCACAACAGCAUGCGAGGUCGUAUCAUCGAUGCCAUUAAGGCGCGCCCCUCUCUGUGGGCGGGACGGCAGCGCAGCGAGAAGGGACAAGGCCAGAGCCGCACCUCCGCUGUGUGGAAGGAGGCGGCCACCGAGAUGGGUCUGACGCCAACUCUUAUGCAGACUCGUUGGUCGAUCAUCAAGCAGCGUUAUGUGGACGAGCUGCAGAAGGAGCGACAUUCUCAAUAUGGACAGCAGGGAUUUCGCUCCAAUUGGGAGCACUUUGAGCGCAUGUCCUUCAUGCGGGAGAUGCUGCUGAGAAAGGUGGACGAGCGGGAGCAGACACGGGAGCACAUCCAGGAGAUGGUCAGUGAGCAGCAGCAACAGCAGCAGCAUCAUCAUCCACAUCCACAUCCUCAUUCACAUUCGCAUUCGCAUCCUCAUCAUCAUCAACAGCAGCAGACGGGAGCUGGACACGGUCAUGCCCAGCAUUUGCAACUGUAUCGACCUCCAGGGCUGGCGGAGCAUGCGCAGGACAUGCCAAUUGGAUUGGUGCAACAUCAGCUGCCCCAUCAUGGCGCCCUACAUACGCAUCAUCAUCAUCAUCCGUUGCACGCAGGUGUUAGGCGACGUGUCAAGCAAGAAUCGGAUCUUGAAUGGGAUCCCUUCGAGAUGAUACUCCAUGUGCAGGGAAAUGGCGAACCGGCGGCCAACUGAAGCAAGACUGAGACCACUGUGAGAAUGCAAAAGCGAAUGGGUAGAGAGAGAAAGAGACAG